Messenger RNA from Hyla sarda, 2377 nucleotides. It is a transcript of the gene SLC37A4, whose product is annotated as solute carrier family 37 member 4. Gene Ontology annotation, biological process: glucose-6-phosphate transport; phosphate ion transmembrane transport. Gene Ontology annotation, molecular function: glucose 6-phosphate:phosphate antiporter activity. The record is from RefSeq and is a predicted model, not a curated record. The coding region runs from base 564 to 1928 and encodes 454 amino acids. The transcript has 10 exons. Gene Ontology annotation, cellular component: endoplasmic reticulum membrane. NCBI's taxonomy places the organism in Eukaryota, Metazoa, Chordata, Amphibia, Anura, Hylidae.
ACAAACUUUUUUCCUGGCUUUAUUUUUAGAGAGGAGAGGGCAGUGCUGUUUAGUAAUGUACUAAUGUUUUCAGAGAUGACUCCACGAGGACUUUCCCUUUAAGCAUCUGUAUAACAGUCCAUAGACUCUGCAGACAAGGACACCUUCCCUGCAACACCCACACCGUGACACGGGGCAGACCGAGAGAGGCGGGGACAGCGGCCGGUAAUCGCUCCAUGGACUGACCAUACUGAGGCGGGCGGGGGCAAUGCUGUGGGGCAACUUGUGUGUGACACCUCCAGGUUAAUCAUUGGCCCAGAAGAGAUAUAACUCCUACCUGAAAGAGAACAGGGAAAAAACUCAUAGCUCAGCAGAACCAAGAGAUUGACAGAAGCAUUCCCCCUCCUCCGACUGUCUCGGGGCUCACACUGUGGCUUGUUUUCUUACUGGGAAUCCCUUUAGCAUAUGUGAGCUGUGCUGAUCUAUAUAUAUAUAUAGUUCUGCUGGAAUUGUGCUUGCUCUGCCAUUUUUAAAUGCAGCAUUGGUUUUAAGCCUCUAAGAUCAUCCUGUGGACACAAGGCAAGAUGGGCGCACAAGGGCAGGGAUAUGGCUACUACAGGACAGUCAUAUUUGGGGCCAUGUUUGUGGGCUACAGCUUGUAUUACUUCAAUCGAAAGACCUUCUCUUUUGUCAUGCCAUCUGUUAUGCAGGAAAUAAAACUAGACAAGGAUGAUUUGGGUCUUAUCACCAGCAGCCAGUCAGCAGCCUAUGCGAUAAGCAAGUUCAUCAGUGGGGUCCUGUCUGAUCAACUGAGUGCUCGAUGGCUCUUUUCUUCAGGACUCUGUUUAGUGGGUGUGGUGAAUGUUCUGUUUUCCUGGAGUUCCAGUGUGACAAUUUUUGCCAUUCUUUGGUUCUUUAAUGGUCUUGCACAAGGACUUGGCUGGCCACCCUGUGGGAAGGUUCUUCGAAAGUGGUUCGAGCCUUCACAGUUUGGCACGUGGUGGGCAGUGCUGUCAUGCAGCAUGAACCUCGCAGGAAGUUUAGGUCCUAUUAUCGCAACUCUAUUAGCAGCUAGUUACAGCUGGCGCAGUACUCUGUCCUUCUCAGGUCUCAUCUGCGUUGGAGCCUCAGUCAUUUGCCUUAUACUCAUCAAGAAUGAGCCAUCUGAUGUGGGGUUAAAGAACGUUGAGUUGGGGCCCAAGAAAGGAAAGAAAGGUUCCAAAUCUGCAGAUGAGACGACUCUCAAAGAGUUCCUUCUUUCUCCUUACCUAUGGUUGCUGUGCGCUGGGUACUUGGUGGUAUUCGGGGUGAAGACAUGCUGCACAGAUUGGGGGCAGCUCUUCUUGAUUCAGGACAAGGGGCAGUCUGCAUUGAUAGGAAGCUCAUACAUGAGUGCUCUAGAGGUAGGAGGUUUAAUAGGAAGUAUUGCUGCUGGAUUACUGUCGGACCGUGCUGUAGCAAAAGCAGGUUUGAAGAACUAUGGCAACCCUCGGCAUGGUCUUCUGCUGUCUAUGAUGGCUGGAAUGGUUGUAUCUUUGUUUCUGUUCCGUGUUACAGUCACCCCAGGAUCACCCAAGGUUGAUGGGAUCUUGUCUCUUGCUCUCCAGCCUCUCGCUGAGAUGUUUAAUCUGAAUGAACAAGAGGUGUGGAUCCUCAUUCUAGGAGCUAUCUUUGGGUUUUCUUCCUAUGGUCCCAUAGCUCUGUUUGGAGUUAUUGCUAAUGAAAGUGCUCCUUCCAAUUUCUGUGGAACUUCCCACGCCAUUGUGGCACUCUCAGCUAAUGUUGGAGGAUUUCUUGCUGGAUUACCUUUCAGCACAGUUGCCAAACAUUACGGUUGGGAUACAGCUUUCUGGGCGGCUGAAAUGGCUUGCUUAGGCGUAACCAUAGUCUUUUUUCUGAUGAGGAACAUACAGACCAAGAUGGGACGCUUACCUAAGAAAUCUGAUUGAGACCUAGUUCAAGAAUCCUCCCCUAACUACAUGCAACAACCUGAAAAGAAAAAUCAGGAGGAAGGGAGGAGGGAGAGUUGAUUCGAAGUUAUGAGUAGCGCUCAUUUCUGAGUACUGCAGAAUUAUUACUGAAUGUGCCAAGCACAUUAUCUGGCCGUUCCCCAUUCUGUCUCAGAUGUAUUCCACCUGCAGGACAUCUCUUAAAUCAUCCUCUUCUAGUAUUUAUGAAAAAGAAAAAAUUACCUGUCAUUUCAGGUGAAAUACUGAGAUUACGAUACCUCUAUAAACAUGUAAGACUUGAAUCUAAUCCUUCUACAUUUCAUGGAAGAGCCUUUGGUCAGAAGCAGUCUGGUGCACAUUUCAUAGCACUAUAUGUCAAAUACAAUAUUUACCUUAAAGGGGUUCUCUGGUGCUUAGACAUCUUAUCCCCUAUCCAAAGGAUAGGGGAU